AUGGACCACUCAAUGUCCGAGUCUCAACCCAGAGCAAAACGCCGGAAGAUUGCUGUUGCCUGUGAUGAUUGUCGAGCAAGAAAAGUUCGCUGUGAUGGGAUACAACCGAUGUGCGGGCCAUGCAGCAAGAGGACCGACCAGGGGCUCCAAUGUGUCUAUACAGGGGAGUUAGAGAAAAAGCGACAAAGGCAAACUUAUAUAUCCCAGCUAGAAACUCGGAUUCAACAACUAGAAAGCCCACGACACUCAGACAAGGGUCCUGGAUCAGAAUGCACGCCGCAAACAAAUCUGCUAUCACCGACACCUGGUAAUCACCAGCCCGACACCCCUGGAAACUAUCGAAGCACCCACAGUCAGGCUGAUAUAUCCACGCCGGAGGUUCGAGACGGAGUGAACGCGAUGAUGGGUGCUGUAGAGGAAGAACGCCCCAAUCAAGGUUUCUUCGGAAGCUCUAGCGCAGCGGGGUUCAUGCGUCAAAUUAGAACCGCAGUCGACAGGAGAGUCGCAUCACCUCACCGAAGAUCUUCAGGUCCCCGUCUGGCUGUCCCUUCAAGCCUGAUGCCAACGCCAAGCGAAAGACAUCGGUCUUCAGUGGCAAACUAUGUGCUCCCCCCGCGGAAAAUGGCAGAUAGCCUCAUGGAGGUUUACUGGGAAUGUGUCUUCCCGUUAUAUCCAUUUCUUGUCCCCGCUGAGAUGAAAACCGAGUAUACCAAAAUAUGGACUGGUGCUAGCCUGGAGUAUGAUGAAAACAUGUUUAUGUGCACGCUGAAUGUCAUAUUCGCCCUGGCGAGUCAGUUGGCCGAUUUUGUCCCGCCAGAAGAGCGAGAAGUAUCAGCGGAUGCCUUUUUCUCCCGGGCGAAAGGCCUGUUUCAGUUCAACCUCUGGGAUACCGGAUCAGCAGGUUUGAUUCAGUGCUUACUUCUCAUGGCCCAGUAUCUGCAAAGUACCGAUUCUGCACAUCAGUGUUGGAUUGUCACCGGACUCGCGAUCCGUAACGCUCAAAGCUUGGGACUCCAUCUGCCCCAAAACAUUGCCCGCCUUCAGAGUUUCCAAGAGCAACAGCUGGCGCGCAAAAUAUGGCACGGUUGUAUUUUAAUGGAUCGGGUCAUCUCUAUGACAUUUGGUCGCCCUGCGAUGAUCUCAAAGGCUUCUAGUGGAGCGGUUCCCCUGCCAGCCGCCGUUGACGAUGAAUAUAUCCCAUCUGGGUCUAGCAAAGAGGUCUGCCAGCCUCCUGAUCGGCCUUCAAUGAUGGCGUUCUAUGCUAAGUCAUUGGAACUUUACGAGAUCAUGAACGAUGUGCUUCUUAGCCUUUACAAACCAGUUUCCGACGACAAUGCGGAAGACAUCCAUAACUUCCAUUUCGAUAAUGUUGCAAGCGAGGGAGAGCGGACUAUCUUUGAGCUCGACCGCUCCCUCACUCGAUGGACACGAAGCCUUCUCCCGCACUUGCGUUGGGAUUCCUCAACAGUGUCCACGAAUCCUAUAUUUUACCGGCAAAGUAUUGUGUUGCGUGCAAGAGUUCUACAUGUGCGGAUGCUUUUGUUUCGGCCAACUCUCUCUAAAUACUGUGCUUUUCGAGAUAAUGCCACAGCAGACCCGUUAAUCUCGACAGACGACUCCUUCCCCCAUCGUGUUGCGCUACAGUGCUCUAUCAUAUGUGUCAAAGCUGCUCAAGAAUCUAUCGAACUAAUCUACAAUAAUGUCCCUGCUGAUGGAACUGGUGGCCCCCUGCCGGCUUGGUGGUAUAACAUCCUUUGUUCGUAUAAACCUUGCACAGUGUUCUACUUCGCCAUUCUGACUUAUCCAGACGUUUAUACCUCUGCAACUGUCUUAAUUGCUGGCCGUCUGUGCUCUGCGAUCCUUGCCGAGGUCACAGAAAGCGCAAUCGCGCAAUCUUGGAACUAUGCACUGGAGGUUCUUCGAAAAUAUCAAAGUUAUAGCACAUCAGCUCGUCGCUGUGUGGCGGCCCUUGAAAUUCUUUAUGAACAGGUUACCUCUGAAGGUCUGCUGCCGAUCAACCACUUACCGAGUCAUGAGAUAGGGAACAACGCAGGUGUAGUGAAUGAUAUGUCCUUCGGCGAAGGAAUGAAUGCGGCUAUCUUGGAUAGCUUUGAGUUUCCUGAUUUUCAAGAUAUGUCAUGGUUGAACAGUGUUCCGAGCAGCUUUUCCUAG
Messenger RNA from Penicillium egyptiacum, 2172 nucleotides. NCBI's taxonomy places the organism in Eukaryota, Fungi, Ascomycota, Eurotiomycetes, Eurotiales, Aspergillaceae. The record is from the annotation of a GenBank genome assembly.